This is a messenger RNA of Phalaenopsis equestris, 767 nucleotides long. RefSeq lists its product as uncharacterized. The transcript has a single exon. Bases 135 to 680 code for a protein of 181 amino acids. NCBI's taxonomy places the organism in Eukaryota, Viridiplantae, Streptophyta, Magnoliopsida, Asparagales, Orchidaceae. The record is from RefSeq and is a predicted model, not a curated record.
UUCCCAGUACAUCUCUUACCGCUUAAUCCGGUAAUCUUCUUCCCCAACCCCGCCUCCUUCAUUUAAGACAGACUUCACUCUGCUUUAAUUACUCUGCAAUCGAACUCUUUCGUUUCCGUUUCAUUCAGAGGAAAAUGAGAAGCUUCAGCAAGCUCGGCUUAACUCUCCUCCUCGUCUUCCCCCUUUCUUCAAUCCUCUGUCUCGCCGUCACGCUCGUAUACUCCAUCCGCCGCCGACGACGACAGAAGCAACCACCACUCGCCGGCGAUGCUGAACUCGGCUGCAAAGUCGCCACUUUUAAGACAGUUGCAGUGCUCAGCACUCUCUGCUGUACAACGCAAUCACGCGUUGAGCCGGCCAUGGAUUCUCCGGUGCUCUGUUCAUCCGGCAGCCGGCGGGGGAAUAUUCCGGCCGCCGGUGAGGCGAAGGAUGAAUGUUCUCCGGCGAUGUGGGGAGCGGUGGUAUUGGGACCAUCGAGGGUGCUUUAUACGAUAAAGGAGGAAGAGAGGGAGGGUUUGGAGGUCGAAGAGAAGGAGGAGGAGGAGGAUUUCUUCGGCACGCCGUGCGAGUCGCCGGAGUUUUAUACUCCGGCUUCGUCUCCUGUUCGAGAGGCGGAGAACGAAGCGGAUGUAGCCGUGUGUGUUUCGCCGGCGUCGGAGAGUGGGUUUGGGAUUUCAUAAAUAGAAAGGAGGGAUUUUUUAUUUUUGCAGGGUAAUCAUGUAAUUUUUUUUUUUUGCAGGGUAAUCGUGUAAUGCGGUGGGUAUUAA